Pyrus x bretschneideri (Chinese white pear) is the source of this 1161-nucleotide messenger RNA. RefSeq names its product RING-H2 finger protein ATL74-like. The coding region runs from base 341 to 991 and encodes 216 amino acids. The record is from RefSeq and is a predicted model, not a curated record. Gene Ontology annotation, biological process: protein ubiquitination. The transcript has 2 exons. NCBI's taxonomy places the organism in Eukaryota, Viridiplantae, Streptophyta, Magnoliopsida, Rosales, Rosaceae. Gene Ontology annotation, molecular function: transferase activity.
AGAUAAUUUACCUUAAAGUUUCAGCCUUUUUAAUAUUCACCACCUCUUCCCUCAUCAGUCUCACAGACACCAUCUAUAUAUGCUUUAUUGAAAGUCCUUUUAUCUAAUUGGAAUCCUUACAGAAAUUACUAGUAACCCAAAAGGCCUCUCUCUCUCUCUCAGCUAGGUAGAGUGGAGCAGAAAAUAAGAGAAAGCUUUGCCCUGUACAUGGGGAAGAUGAAUUCCCUCCUCUCAGUCUCCUUUGUCGUUCGAUUUGGCGCCAAAAAUCCAUGGAGACGUCAAACUCCAAGCUUAUUUGCCUAGUUUCACCAAAAAGCAACCCUUAAAAGUUCAUCAAUCAAUGGCAUCUCUUCAUCACCACCGUCCACGCCGCCUACUUCUAGACCCAAUAUCAACUACAUCACCAUCACCAGCCAAUGGAGGCAGGACACGUGAUAAUCACCCCAAUGAAUCCAAUGGGAACGGGACACGUGGUACGUACGCCAAUGAAGCCAAUUUUGACAGCAACAUGGUUAUCAUCCUGGCAGCCUUGCUGUGCGCUCUGAUAUUUGCAUUGGGACUAAACUCAAUAGUCCGGUGUGCGCUGAGAUGCAGCAGAAGGUUCUCUUCUGAGACACCAGACGAGACGGCGGCGCGGUUGGCGGUCACCGGGCUUAAAAAAAGCAUAUUGCGUCAGAUUCCCAUCGUGAUAUAUGGGACUGGACCAAAUAUAGCUGCCACGGAUUGUCCAAUUUGCCUUGGAGAAUUUAUGGACGGGCAGAAAGUCAGGCUGCUGCCGAAAUGCAAGCAUGGAUUUCAUGCCAGGUGCAUUGACACAUGGUUUUUGUCACAUUCGUCGUGCCCGACUUGCCGCCAUUCGUUGCUUGAGCCGCCGGCUGCGGGCAGUUCGGAUUCGGCCGAAAAUGUUGGUGACGGUGGUGCUAGACAUGCUGGAAAUGUAUCCUCAGGUGGACAAGGUGAUGUGAUAAUCUCUGUUGAUGAGGCUGGCUAGCUUGUAGAAUGCUAUAUUUUUGUAUUUUAUUCGUGGACUACAUUUUAGCUGUAUGAGAUGCUAGGCAAUGUACUUUCAUGUAACGUGAUAUACUUGUUGUAGUAUUAUAAGUUAAUCAUAUUGUAAUAUGAUUAAGUUAAUAUGAAUAGCAGUGUAUGAUUGGUUAAUCA